AUGGGUACAUACGUAGACGAUGUGGAUUCAUUGGGAUUUUCUUGUCCAGAUGAUUUGGACAAAGAGGCUUACAUAAAGUUUUGGAAUAACUAUGUUCCGAUCUUAAAACGCCGCGAUCGUCGAUGGCGAAAAGUUGGUUUACCUCGUGGCAAAAAGUUAAGAAGAUUUGUACAUAAAGGCGUACCAUCAAGACUUCGACCGAUGAUAUGGAUGUUAGGUUGUCCACAAAUCGGUAUGGCUAAGUAUGAUGUCAAUAAGCAGGUGGUUGAUGCAAUUUGCCUUGAUCUACCAAGAACGUUUCCUGAUAACAAGCGAUUAUCAAAUGCUGCCGGAAAUCGUAUCAUUGGUCGUAUUCUGUACAGAGUGGCAGAAUAUUUUCCAGAUAUAGGCUAUUGCCAGGGAUUUAAUUAUAUCGCUGCACUCAUCUACUUGAUAUUGAAUGAUGAGAACCAAACCGUUCGUUUGAUGACUCAUUCAAUUCAACAACGACGAACUUACUACACAUCCGACAUGAGUGGCAUCAUUGUUGAUAUCAAAGUUUUACGGGAUUUACUACGCGAUCGUAAAAUGAUGCCAAAUGCUCUGAUUCGUCUGAUGGAAACGGAUAUGGAGAUGAUGCUAAGUAAAUGGUUCCUUUGCUGGUUUCUUGAGACACUACCUAUGGAGAGUGUUUUACGUAUUUGGGACUGUUUGUUCUUGGAAGGAGAUGUAGUGUUAUUUCGAGUUGCUGUUGCACUAAUCGAGGCUUCAGUACCAUCACUGGCAAAAUGUCGAACCACGGCUGAUGUUUUUGAAGUGUUUCGUGAUAUUGGCACUUCACCGCUCGCUGUCGAUUGUCAUCACCUUCUCGAGGUGGCAUUUGCCAAUGACAAAGUGUCAAUCACAGAAACGAAACUGAAUGAAUAUCGUCAUUGCUACGCUAACUGUGCUGAUAUGAAACCAAAAUCCGACAUUCGAUAA
Messenger RNA from Anisakis simplex (herring worm), 960 nucleotides. The record is from the annotation of a GenBank genome assembly. NCBI's taxonomy places the organism in Eukaryota, Metazoa, Nematoda, Chromadorea, Rhabditida, Anisakidae.